Nelumbo nucifera (sacred lotus) is the source of this 345-nucleotide messenger RNA. The record is from RefSeq and is a predicted model, not a curated record. NCBI's taxonomy places the organism in Eukaryota, Viridiplantae, Streptophyta, Magnoliopsida, Proteales, Nelumbonaceae.
AUGGCACAUGACACAGAAGAUGGUGAAGGCAAUCUGGUAGACAGCCCGUCAACUAAUGCCCUCUCCAGAAAUCUGUUUCUUGCCAGGAUCAGAAAAGGUUCACACUGUGAUGGGGUUCCGGUGAACAAUGGGACUGGGCUUCUUCAAUGCUGCAAAGCACGUUGCCGUGAUGUUUUUGGAGACCAGAACAACUGUGGGAGGUGUGGGCACAAGUGUGGCUUUGGGGAGCUCUGCUGCCAUGGGACCUGCACCAACAUAGUCUACAACGACACUCACUGCGGCGAGUGCAAUCGUAAGUGCUUGCCGGGCAUCAAAUGUGAGUAUGGAACUUGUGGGUAUGCUUGA